CGCCGUGGCGCUGGAGCGCAUCCAGAAGCGCCUGGAGCUGGUGACGCGCCUCUUCCAGAACGGUUUCGUCAUCCAGCUGGGCACGCCCGCCGCCUGGCACCUGGAGUUCUUCCAGACCAGCAACGCCACCCUGGAGCAGGGCGAGGAGGCGCAGAAGAACGUGGAAGCCAGCGUCAGCCUCGUCAACGAGUUCCAACUGACGCCGGACCAGGGCGCGUUCGCGCUGCCCACCUUCAGCAUACUGAACACGGUGAUCGCCGACUCGUGCCCGCGCACGGCCUCCUGCCAGGCCACCAAGUACCGCUCCGCCGACGGCAGUUGCAACAACCUGCAGCACGAUCGCUGGGGGCGCGCGGGCACCGCCCUGCAGCGAGUCCUGCCGCCCAAGUACGGCGACGGAGUCAAUUCACCACGAUCUGAAGGGUUACCAAGUGCUCGAGUUGUCAGUAUCUCAUUUGCUACUGAUGUUGACCAGCCCUAUGACAAUUACACUCUCUUAAUCAUGCAAUGGGGACAGUUUUUGGAUCAUGACCUUACACAUACACCUGUAACAAGAGGGAAGGAUGGUUUUGGUCUUACUUGUUGUGACAAUGGUGAGAUUAUAGCUGAAGCAAAUCGUCAUCCUGACUGUUUUCCAAUUUCUUUACCUCAAAAUGAUCACGUUUUUGCUCGAUUUAGAGAGCAAUGUAUGGAAUUCGUUCGUUCCCUGCCGGCACCACGACCAGAAUGCAAUUUUGGUCCACGAGAACAGAUGAAUCAAAUUACUGGCUAUUUAGAUGGCUCCAAUAUUUAUGGUUCUAAUGAUAGAGCACAGAGAGAAUUGAGACUUGGACGUGGUGGUUUCUUGCGUGCUCAGAAUGUCCGUGGCAGACAAAUGCUUCCAGAGAAUCGAGGUGAAUGCACCGAUGCAUCAGAACGUCUGGCUUGUUUCAAAGCAGGUGAUUCACGGGUGAAUGAACAAGUUGAAUUGGCAGUUAUGCACACUAUCUGGAUGCGAGAGCAUAAUAGAGUGGCAGCUGAAUUGGCUAGAUUGAAUCCAAACUGGAAUGAUGAGAUUCUUUUCCAAGAAGCAAGGAGAAUAGUAAUAGCAGAGAUGCAACAUAUUACAUACAAUGAAUUUCUUCCUUUAAUAUUAGGUCGUGAUUACAUGGAGAAAUUCGAGCUGGUUCCUAAAGAGAAAGGUCAUACUUCUCUAUAUGACCCAGACCUCAAUGCAGGAAUUACAAAUGUUUUUGCGACUGCAGCUUUUCGAUUUGGACAUACACUCAUCCAGAGUUCUUUGCAAGGAUUUAGUCAGUUUGGUACUUUGCGAGAAAAUCUCCAGUUGCAUAAGCAUCAAUUUGAACCCUUUGUCCUGUAUAACGAAGGAUCAUUUGAUAAUUUUCUGAGAGGACUAUCAACUCAGACAUGCCAGAAAUUCGAUCGCUUUUUUUCAAAGGAGACCGCUUAUUUCAAGGAGAUCUGGAUUUUGGAUUGGAUCUGGUGGCUUUGAAUAUUCAGCGUGGUAGAGAUCAUGGACUUCCUCCAUAUAAUGAUUGGCGAGAAGUAUGUGGACUUCCUCGUGCAAGAUCAUGGGAAGGACUCCUUGAUGUGAUGGAUCAACAGAGUGUUGCCGUGCUCCAGAGAUUGUAUCGUAGUGUAGAUGACGUGGAUCUUUUCGUUGCUGCAGUAGCCGAAAAACCUCUGAAAGGUGCCAUUAUGGGUCAAACUUUUGUUUGCCUUGUUGGUGAUCAGUUUGCUCGACUAAGAAGAGGAGAUCGUUAUUAUUAUGAAGAAGGCAACCAAGCAUCUUCUUUUACUGAAGGGGAUAUUGAAAAUUAA
Molecule: messenger RNA, 1821 nt
Organism: Gryllus bimaculatus (two-spotted cricket)
Lineage: Eukaryota; Metazoa; Arthropoda; Insecta; Orthoptera; Gryllidae
Source: the annotation of a GenBank genome assembly